Molecule: messenger RNA, 2420 nt
Organism: Fusarium oxysporum Fo47
Lineage: Eukaryota; Fungi; Ascomycota; Sordariomycetes; Hypocreales; Nectriaceae
Product: fork head domain-containing protein
Exons: 4
Coding region: 284-2137 (617 amino acids)
Biological process (GO): regulation of transcription by RNA polymerase II
Molecular function (GO): RNA polymerase II cis-regulatory region sequence-specific DNA binding; DNA-binding transcription factor activity, RNA polymerase II-specific; protein binding
Source: RefSeq, a predicted model, not a curated record
GUCAUGGCCCUGCCACUUUACGACACUAGGUCAAUCCUAACGCGAACGCGGUACCAACUUUAAAGGGCAGGGCAUUUAUUUGCUGCACUAGUAGACGAUACAUUCAUUGAUUGACGACACGACUUUACCUGACCUGAUUAUUUCGCAUUCCCGCGUCAAUCCUCGAGGGCACCAAAACACGCCCUGCGACCUCAAGAUAACGACCAUAGCCCGUGUCCAAAUCUCAACCUUGCCAUCAUCGUUUCGUCGUCACAGCGUAGUAGUGCACAGCUGCUUGCCCGCCAUGCCACCGUCGGCAAAGAGAGCCUCUAGGGCUCGUCGCGAACCGCGUAAAGCCGCGACGUCCAACGCAGAUACAUCACCAGGCGACGUCGAAGAUUCCUCCCCCAGUCGUCCAGCAAAGCGUCGUAAGAAGGUCCAAGAAGAUGAAGACCCCCCCGCGCCCAACGAUGAUCAACUGGUGUCGCAAAUCACACAGCAUCUCAGAAGUCAGGAAGUCCAGGCCAGCAAGGAUCACGCAAAUGUCAUACACGAGGCCAAGGGCGAUGGUGUAAAAGCCUACGCCAAAGUGGCUGCUCAGGACUGGACCUUUUAUAUCACCAAGCUCAACGUUAACAUAGGCCGAGCUCCCGAGACGUCACAUAACUCUCAGACCGUGGGCUCCGACGAAGACGAGUCCUACGUCCACAUCGACUUGGGCCCUAGCAAGAUGGUAUCGCGAGAGCAUGCUACCAUAUCAUUCGAUUCCAAGGACGAGAAGUGGUUCCUGCAUGUCAAAGGCCGUAACGGUGCCAAGGUGGACAGCCAGCCCGUUAAAGCCGGACAGGCUCAUCCUCUCACAAGCGGCGAAGUCAUUGAGAUUGGAAAUGUCGAGAUGAUGUUCGUGCUUCCGUCCGAGAUAACUCCACUGACUGUGCAUCCCAUCUAUUUGCAACGUGCUGGAGUCAGUGUUCAUACACCACAAUCUCGUACUUCGCGUCGACAACCCCUCAUUGCACCGGCGCCUCCGGAAUACAAACGCCCAGGCACGCCGCCCUCGGCCCAGAGCACUGCCAAAUCACCGGCAGCGAGCACGCCGGCCGUCAUGGUUGGUGCUAAUGGUGUAGAUCUGAGCCAAGAUGAGAACCAGCAUAUCAAGCCUCAAUAUAGCUAUGCUCAAAUGAUUACACAAGCGAUCCUGAACGCACCUGACGGGAAGCUGAAUCUGAACGGGAUCUAUACCUACAUCAUGAACACAUACGCCUACUAUCGUCAUCAACAGGCUGCUGGCUGGCAGAACUCAAUUCGUCAUAACCUUUCAUUGAACAAAUCAUUUGACAAGGUUGCCAGAUUAACCGAUGAGCCUGGCAAGGGGAUGAAGUGGCAAAUUGUCCCAGAAGCAAGAGAGGAGAUGAUAAGAAACGCCUAUCGCGUUGGCCGAGGCGGUCAUCGUGGUUCAUCUGCCCCCUCAUCCCCAAACCAACUUGCCUACAUCACACAUGGCCCAAGAGACAUGGCCUCGAGAGAACCUCCCUCAGCCCGCAGACGAAGGGCAUCCCCUCCGGCAUCACCACAGCCACCUGGAUCCUCUUUGCUAAUUCCCCAGUCCACCCCUGAUCGAUCUUUUGGUAGAAACGCGACCAUGAUGAUUGAUGGCAGCCCAUUGCCGCGUCCUAGGAAGACGCCAGCAAGAGACUCAUCGUUUUCGGUGUACAAUCCUCAGUCACCCACGCUCACAUCUUCAUACCAGGAGGACGGAGGCUCAUUCGUCACCCCAGCACCGCCCAGGAUGCACCCUAAGCUUGCUCCUCCAAGCACAGCGCAGAGACCAAGUCAACACAUGCCCACCAGCUCACCUGCCCCUUUCUGGAAAUACGCAGACAUAGGCAGCACGCCCUUGAAACCUCUUGGUGGCUACGAUGUCAGUCCUACCAAGGCUGGAGGGGUUCUCCCCUCGCAGAGUAGCAGUCCGCCAAGGGGAGACAAGUCACCUCUUAGCAGCCCCUCUCGACCUCAAAAGUCAAGUCCACAGCCUAUUGCUCAACCGGCAGAGGCCGAAGAGGAGCACGGCUUUGAUUUAACCAAGGGGUUCCAGAGUAUCGGUGCGUAUCAUGCGCCAGUUGGCGGAGGGGCGUCUAUCUUGCAAGGCCGUACUUAGGCUUCCUUUCUACCCUGGCGUUUCUGUUUCAAGGGGGAUAAGUCACUGAGCCAUGAAUUGUACUAAACUUUUGAGUACAUGAUGUUGCCGUCCAAGGAUGUUGACGACACUUAUGAAUGCAACGCGCCAACGAAAAAGCAUCUCUCCUCGACUUAGGUAUCUUCGUGACUGAACGGUUAGCUCAACGACUCACUUGAUCUUAUAGACCUUUCCGCAUCACUGAGGAAUCCUAGCUCGACAGACAGACCCAAGUGCUCCAAGUGUGAACAUGUUAUAUAAGAGU